AUGGACGAUUCGGUCCCUGAUACGCCGGUUCGUGACAAAAGGGUCGUUCACGGCACUCCGCCCAAAGACGAUGCAGAAUAUGAGACGGUUGCCACCGUGCCGCUGGCGAACCAUCACCAGCCUCCCACCACGCAAUUGACCCCGGCUUCUCAACGACUAACCCAACCGACCCAGCUUGUGGAGCCCCCUCCAUCUGCGAAAAGAAAUUCUUCGGUUGUCCAGGUUGUCGCUUCCUCUCCGUUGGGCCCGGCGUCCUCACCAUCUCGUCCUACUCCGGUCGGCGGUCGUCUUGCCAACAUCAUGGCUCCUACUGGCACUCAAUUCCGUCCCCCUGUCUCCGCAGGACCGGCCAAGCGUGCUCCGGUCAUCGACCUCGACGAAGGCCCGACGUAUCGUGGCGGAUCUUCCGACGACGACGGCCAGACGGCAAGGAGCACGGAUAUUAAACCCUCUAUGUUCACCAAAUCUACUCGCAGCCCCGAAAAGGUCAUGGACUCCCCUCCCGGAGGGGAUCCAUCGAUCAAUCGGUUCAAAGAGAUCACUGCGUCGGCGAUGUACAACCCCAUGAGCCCCAAACGCCCUGCCGCUCAAAUGGACCCUGCCCCGAAAGGGAUUCCGGUUAAACGGCCCCGCCAGGAUGCGCCUUCCCGUGCGCAUCCAGUGCAGGUGAACAUUUCAUCUCUACAGGAUAUCGAAGAUUAUCAGACGCGAGUGAAGGUGGAACGAAUGCUGAAAAUAAUGCCCCAGAAGUCGGUUCAGGCUUGUGUGCAGGCCCUCCUACUCAAACGCGGAAAUUAUGAUGAUGCGCUAGAUUGCUUAGCCAGCGCCGAUGAGAUUUAUGUGACUGGGAGGCUUGAUUCGUCCGAAGAUGAGCUAAGUAUGGGCAACCAUGUAUCAUCCAAUGUGCCGGCGAAGCAGCAGAUCAAAGCUCGGGGCACAAUACACGAUAAAUGGGCUGCCAUGAACCUGCAGAAUCGCGGCAGCCAGAAGACGGAACCCUCGCAGGAAGAGUCCAAGCCACUAAGGCGCUUGAUGAGGGGACCCAAGAACCGUGUCGCUUCUCCAAGUCCCGUUCGCUCUGAGUCGCCCCCGAAGAAGAAACCCGGUCGACUAAUCCAGGGACGGAGGCGCCCCUCGCUUAACCGCUCAGAGUCACCGGAGGCGCCCUUGGUAAUAUCGGACGAUUCGGACUCCGCGAUUGACGCUGCGCCGGAGAGUAGUGAACAGUUGGAGACGAAAGUGUUGAACUUUUUCAACAGUUGCAACAUGCUCGACUUGGCCGACAUUGCGGCGACCACUGAAGAGAUUGCCGAGCUCAUAAUCUCCCAUCGCCCAUUCGCGACUCUAGAUGAGGUUCGUGCUGUUCCUGCUCCCGCCAGUACGCAAGCCGCAAAGCCCAAGGGCAGCCGCGGGCGGAAGACACCCAAACCAAUUGGCGACAAAAUUGUGGAUAAAUGCCUCGACAUGUGGGUGGGAUAUGAAGCGGUUGAUUCUUUGGUUGCUCGCUGCGAGGCGCUUGGUAAGCCAGUCGCGGCGGAGAUGAAGAAAUGGGGGGUGGACAUCUUUGGGAAGCGCGAUGGAGAAUUAGAGCUGGUAUCAAUGGAUCCUGGAGCAUCGCACGAUUCCGGAAUUGGGACUCCAGCCAGUCAGCGGUCCGAUGAAGAUAGUGACGGGCCUUCCUCGAACUCUCGCAAAGGCCGAUACAUAUCCCAGCCUGCAAUUAUGCGUGAAGACCUGAAGAUGAAGAAUUAUCAAAUCGUCGGCAUCAACUGGCUGUCGUUGCUGUUUGAAAAAGAGCUGAGCUGCAUCUUGGCGGAUGAUAUGGGCCUCGGGAAAACCUGUCAAGUCAUCGCCUUUCUGGCCCAUCUGUAUGAGAAGGGGUUCAAGGGCCCUCAUUUGAUCGUGGUGCCUUCUUCCACCAUCGAAAACUGGCUCAGAGAGUUCCAGAAGUUCUGCCCCACCCUCUCAGUGAUGCCAUACUAUGCUGGCCAAGCGGAGCGGGCGAUGAUCCGGGAAACGAUCGAAGACAACCGAGACAGCAUCAAUGUAAUUAUCACUACAUAUACGAUCGCGAAGGCCAAGGUUGACGCACAUUUCCUGCGCAACAUGGAUUUCUGUGUCUGUGUCUAUGACGAAGGGCACAUGCUCAAGAGUUCGACGUCCGUCUUGUAUGAAAAGCUGAUUCGGAUCCCAGCCCGCUUCAGGCUGCUACUGACGGGAACGCCUCUUCAAAAUAACCUGCAGGAGCUUGCAUCACUCCUUGGGUUUAUUCUCCCGAAAGUCUUCCAGGAACGCAAAGACGAUCUCCAAUAUGUCUUUGCCAACAAGGCGAAGACUGUUGACGAGUCCCACUCCACGCUCCUUUCUGCCCAGCGCAUUGAACGUGCGAAAUCCAUGAUGAAGCCAUUUAUCUUACGACGAAAGAAACAUCAGGUCAUUGAUCUCCCUGCAAAAACCUCUCGCGUGGAGUAUUGUGAGCUCAACGAUGCACAGCGGGAGAUCUACGAACACGAAAAGGAAGAGGUGCGUAGGCUUUUAGCUGACCGAGCAGCUGGUAAAAAGACGGGCAACAAGUCUGCCAAUAUUUUAAUGAAGCUUCGCCAAGCGGCCAUCCAUCCCCUUCUAUACCGCCGCCACUAUAAGGACACUAUUCUGAGCCGAAUGGCCAAGGCGUGCUUAAAAGAAGAGCAAUGGUCCAUGUCUAAUCCGGACAUCAUCUUCGACGAGCUGAAAGCCUACAAUGAUUUCGAAUGCCAUACCAUGUGCGUCAACUACCCGAAAUCUCUUGGGAAGUUCGUUUUAAAGAACGACGAGUGGAUGGAUUCGGGGAAGGUGGACAAGCUUUGCGAGCUGCUCCAGCGGUUUAAGGAAAACGGGGAUCGCACUUUGGUCUUCUCUCAGUUCACCAUGGUCAUGGAUAUCCUUGAACAUGUGCUCGAACAUCAGCACGUUGGCUUUGUCCGGCUAGACGGGCGGACAAAUGUCGAAGACCGUCAGUCCAUUCUCGAUGCUUUCCAUGAACGAACCGACAUCCCGGUGUUUCUCCUUUCCACCAAAGCCGGCGGCGCAGGUAUCAACCUUGCCUGUGCCAACAAGGUGGUCAUCUUCGACUCCAGCUUCAAUCCUCAGGAGGAUGUGCAGGCUGAAAACCGCGCCCACCGAGUUGGUCAAACCCGCGAAGUUGAAGUUGUUCGCCUUGUGACCAAGGACACGAUUGAGGAACAGAUCUACGCUCUUGGCCAGACCAAACUUGCUCUGGAUCAAGCCGUCGCGGGCGAAGAUGGCAUCGAGUCCAAGAAGACCGAGGAGGCUGGCAUGAAAGUGGUUGAAGAUAUGGUCCUUGCAGAUCUGAAUGAAGAGAAAAAGGAUUCAUAA
Aspergillus tanneri is the source of this 3375-nucleotide messenger RNA. RefSeq lists its product as uncharacterized. Gene Ontology annotation, cellular component: nucleus. NCBI's taxonomy places the organism in Eukaryota, Fungi, Ascomycota, Eurotiomycetes, Eurotiales, Aspergillaceae. The transcript has a single exon. The coding region runs from base 1 to 3375 and encodes 1124 amino acids. Gene Ontology annotation, molecular function: DNA binding; ATP binding; chromatin binding. The record is from RefSeq and is a predicted model, not a curated record.